Messenger RNA from Tripterygium wilfordii, 1660 nucleotides. Its product is annotated as pantothenate kinase 1. The transcript is spliced from 10 exons. The record is from RefSeq and is a predicted model, not a curated record. Gene Ontology annotation, molecular function: ATP binding; pantothenate kinase activity. NCBI's taxonomy places the organism in Eukaryota, Viridiplantae, Streptophyta, Magnoliopsida, Celastrales, Celastraceae. Gene Ontology annotation, cellular component: nucleus; cytosol. The coding region runs from base 100 to 1338 and encodes 412 amino acids. Gene Ontology annotation, biological process: coenzyme A biosynthetic process.
UUAGGUGCAGAGCAGUUGCUUACUUGCUUCUAUAUAUAUAUAUUCUAAUCUUUGAAAUUUAACAACUCGUCGUUGAAAGUCGAGAUUGAGACGGAAGAAAUGGAUCGAGAGGAGGUCGAAAUUGAAGGAAAUUCGGAGCCAAACCAACAAUCUUCCGGUCAAAUAUCUCAUUUGGCCUUGGAUAUUGGAGGUUCUUUGAUCAAGUUGGUUUAUUUUUCGAGAAACAACAAUAAUUCAGUGGCCAGUAAAGCUGGCAAUGCAUCUUCAAAUGGUAAUAGCAGAACUCUUGUUGUUGAUGGGCAGAUUCACUUCAAGAGGUUUGAAACAAGCAAAAUAAAUGACUGCAUAGAGUUUAUACACUCCAGGAAACUUCAUCUUGGUGAUUGUUACACAGGUGUCCAGCAUCAUGAGGCUCCUACGAGUGACAAGAUUAUGAUUAAGGCCACAGGUGGUGGGGCAUGUAUGUUCGCCGAUCUUUUCAAAGAAAAGCUGGGAGUUUUUCUGGACAAGGAAGAUGAAAUGGAUUGUCUGGUUGCUGGAGCAAAUUUUCUGCUUAAGGCAGUUCACCAUGAGGCCUUUACAUAUAUGGAUGGUCGGAAGGAAUUUGUGCAGAUUCACCAUGAUGAUUUGUACCCUUAUCUUCUUGUUAAUAUUGGGUCUGGUGUGAGCAUGCUCAAGGUGGAUGGAGAUGGAAAGUUUGAGCGAGUUAGUGGAACAAGUGUCGGUGGCGGAACAUUUUGGGGUUUGGGGAGGCUUUUAACAAGAUGUAAGAGUUUUGACGAGUUGCUAGAAUUAAGUCAUCAGGGAAACAACAGAGUGGUAGACAUGCUUGUAGGUGACAUAUAUGGUGGAACAGACUAUUCAAAGAUUGGUCUUUCAGCGACAGCAAUCGCUUCCAGUUUUGGUAAGGCAAUUUCUAAUGAUAAAGAGCUUGAAGAUUACAAACCUGAAGACAUUGCUCGGUCUCUUUUAAGAAUGAUUUCAAAUAACAUUGGGCAGAUCUCUUAUUUGAAUGCCCUCCGGUUUGGACUCAGGCGGAUAUUUUUCGGAGGCUUUUUUAUUCGGGGUCAGGCUUACACCAUGGACACAAUUUCGGUCGCGGUGAAAUACUGGUCCAAAGGUGAGGCAAAAGCAAUGUUCUUAGAGCAUGAAGGAUUUCUUGGAGCACUGGGUGCAUUCUUGAGCUAUGAAAAGCGGAGUCUCGAUGACUUGAAAGUCCAUCAAUCGGUGCAACUGACCCCAACCUGUACAUCCCCUGUAGGAGAUAAGAAACAUAACCCCCAAACUGGAUGUUUGAACGAGUAUGAAAGUAUACAGUGCAGCAUAUAUGCAGCCUAAGAGCCUUGAGAGCUCGGAUGAAACCCGCUGCAGAAAUUUUUGGGCCGCCUCUGCAAACCCUCAAGUCAGACAAUCUAGAUGUGCUUAACUUGCGUAAUAUAGAUUAUAGAUGAAAGAUUGUAAGACCUGAAAUAGUUUCAGAAUAAAGAGUGAGUUAGACUUAGAUAUUGAGAUCGAGGUCCUGAAGAUGCAUUAUAUGUUGUGAUAAUAAUUGCUAAAUUGUUUACUUAACAUGCAUAUUUGUAAUCUUCUUCAGUAUUUUUUAGUGCAGAACACAUUGUAACUCCAUUAGAUAUGAAUUUGUUUGUUGCUUGUCGCUGAA